Lactuca sativa (garden lettuce) is the source of this 2202-nucleotide messenger RNA. NCBI's taxonomy places the organism in Eukaryota, Viridiplantae, Streptophyta, Magnoliopsida, Asterales, Asteraceae. The record is from RefSeq and is a predicted model, not a curated record.
CGGACAUUUUAUCUCCUGUUAUUUCCGGUCGCCUCUCCUUCCCUUCAAACCUCUCUGUAAAUCGCCAUUGUUGUAGCUAGUUAAUCGUGAUUUAGUUCUGGUCUACUUGCUAGUGAAAAUUACUAAACAAAUGCCGAAAAUCAUAUCAACUCUCUAAUAAGCACACACACUCGAAGUUUCCUUCUCGUUGCUUUGGUGUGUAGCCAAAAACGCGUUUCUCCUUCUAUUUGCGAAAGCUACCUCUUCGUUUUUAGUUUCCGAUUGCAGUCGUCGCCAUUGUAGGCGCUUACGAUACCUUGAGAUUUACAUCAAGUGUCGCAAUUUCUCGUUGAGCGAAAGGAUAGAUCAUAAACACACAAAUGGCCUCGAUCUAAGAGUUAAAGCAUACUCUGCUUUCCCUCCUAUUUAAUAACGUUCUUUCCCUUUAUAUCAUCAUCUUUUUUUAUAAUCAUUCUGCGUAAAUCAUUAGAAAAUACCAUCGUCAAUCUCCUUCUAAAUCACAAUCCCUGAAUAAUCAUUACCAAUUUCUUUGUUGCAGAUGGAUUCAGUUAACCAAUCUGCACUUGCCCCAAACAAAACCAAAUUAGCUCGAACUUUCGCCAAAGUUUUAAAUAUUCGAUCUGCAAAAGUCAAACAUGAAACGCCAAUCACAGACAUCGGUCAACCAAAGUUCUUCGAUGAAGAAGACGACAAGUUUCAGAGAGCGAUUAUGGAUGCGUUUAUCGCUAAAGUGUUUUCGACAAUUUCAUCUGUGAAAGCUGCGUAUGCACAGUUUCAAUACGCUCAAUCUCCUUACGACGCCGAUGGCAUUCAGUCGGCUGAUCAGAUCGUGGUAUCGGAACUGAAAAACUUAUCGGAGUUAAAGCAAUCGUUUUUGAAGAAACACCUCGACGACAGUUCACCGGAAACCACCAUACUGCAGGCGGAGAUUCGUGAGCAGAAGAAUCUCUUACAAAUGUAUGAGAUAACCGGAAAAAAGUUAGAUAGUCAGAAAAAACUCAAGGAUUCAGAGAUCAUCUUUUUGAAAGAGAAAUUAAACGAAGCUAACAGAGAAAACAAAUCGAUCGAGAGAAGAUUAAACUCGAGUGGGCCAUUAUCGCGUCAUUUUCCAUCGUUAACCCUAAACGAUUUUCCCUCAGCUCUUCGUCAAACGACGAAAUCGAUUAGAAGUUUCGUGAGAUUUAUGAUCGGAGAAAUGGAAGUCGCCGACUGGGAUAUCGACGCCGCCGCCGGUGCAAUCCAACCGGACGUUGUUUACAGCGAGAUGAACCAUAAAUGCUACGCGUUUGAGUCGUUUGUUUGUCGAGUGAUGUUCGAUGGGUUUAACCACCGGAGUUUCUCCAUCUCCGGCGAUUCCGACACUCCGACCACCGACGAGUUCAACGAACUGAAAUCUUUCAAACCUAGAGAAUAUUUAACACGAAAACCAAAAUCCAUGUUUGCGAAAUUUUGCUGGUCAAAGUAUUUGAGACUUAUCCACCCGGUUAUGGAAUUCUCACUUUUCGGGAAUUUGAAUCAGAGAAAUCUGGUGUCCGCCGGAAAAUUCCCGGAAACAACGUUCUUCUCGUCGUUUGCUGACGUGGCAAAGCGAGUAUAUCUCCUCCAUUGUCUAGCAUUCGCCGUCGACCCCGGGGCGUCGAUUUUUCAGGUCAGAAAUGGUAGCCGGUUCACGGAGGUGUUCAUGGAAAGCGUAAACGAAGAACCGGUAAAAGCCUCGCCGGAAGUGGCGUUCACGGUGGUUCCAGGGUUUAAAGUCGGUAAAACCGUUGUACAGUGUCAAGUGUAUUUGACUUGAAGUAGUAUGAGGUUUGACCAUGAUCUGAUCGGACGGCUGACGGCGGACGACGGUGAUCUCAAUUCUCAUCUGGGCCCACAACGGGCUUAAAAGCAUGGAUCGCGACGGAAAGCGGCAUGGAGCACCGGCCUUAUGCUCCCGGUGAGGUGGGCAGUGGGCCUACGUGUCUCUUUUGACAACUGGUAUUUUUUGAAACCAUAACAUCCGAAAUAUUAAUUAUUUAUCUUGCGAUUAUAUUAAGUUAUUAUUAUUAAUGAUAAUAUAAUGGUAUUAGAUAUUUGUUUAUAUUAGUUAUGUUUUCAAAGUUUCGAAGGGGUAAGGACUGAAGGGUAAUGCUUAGAACGUGUGAACUUGGUUUUGUUCAAAGGAUUCCUGACAGUGUAAUUGUAUGUAUCUUCUUCUGGUGA